AGAGGUUUCAGGUUAAGAAGUUAGGAAUUUUAUUUGCUCCAGGGAUCUGCAGCUCUCUGGGCAUGUGUGAGUUUGCCUGGCAGAACAGGAACUUGAUGGCUUAAAGUCACUUUAAUUCAGGCAGAGUCCAUGGGUUCUACUUCAGCCAAGCCCUUUAAAAAUCAGAAGUAUGAAGACCUCAAGCUGCAGUGCCUUGAACAGAAGAAGCUCUUCGAAGACCCUGAAUUUCCUGCUUCUGAUGCAUCUCUCUUCUAUCUCAAUCCACUAGAAAAUGUGGAAUGGAAACGCCCCAAGGAGUUCUGUGAAGAUCCUCAUCUGACUGUACACGGAAUCAGUUCCCAUGAUUUACAUCAAGGGAGACUGGGAAACUGUUGGUUUGUGGCUGCCUGUUCUUGCCUAGCUCUUCGGAAGAAUCUCUGGCAAAAGGUGUUCCCAAAUAUUAAGGAACAGGACUGGGACCAAAAGAGGCCAGACAAACAUGCUGGAAUAUUUCAUUUCCGCUUCUGGUGCUUUGGAGAAUGGAUUGAUGUGGUCAUAGAUGAUCGGUUGCCAACUGUAGACAACAAACUGAUCUACUGUUCUUCUAAGGACCCCAAUGAAUUCUGGAGUGCGCUUCUGGAAAAAGCUUAUGCAAAGAUGGCAGGCUCCUACGAAGCCUUGGAUGGUGGCAGCACAGCUGAGGCAAUUGUUGACUUCACAGGAGCAGUGGCAGAAUCCAUCAACCUGGCUGAUGGUAAUUAUGACCACAGCAUCAUCGAGCAGGUGAAACUCUUUGAAGUCUUGCUGAAAGUUCAUAAAAGGGGAGGCCUAAUCAGCUGCUACAUCAUGCCUUCAUCCUCCCAUGAUUUUGAGGUUCAGACUGACAAGGGCUUAGUCAAAGGCCAUUCCUAUUCUGUGACAUCAAUCCUGAGGAUGUCUCUUGGACAGAAGCACUUGUGCAGUGUGAAGUCUGAUAAACUCUUCAUGAUCCGACUAAGGAAUCCAUGGGGAAACAAGGAAUGGAAAGGAGCAUGGAGUGAUGAAUCUGAGGAGUGGAAAAGAGUAAGCAAAUCAGAGCGCACAAGUUUAGGACUCACCUUUGAAAAUGAUGGAGAAUUUUGGAUGACAUUUGAAGACUGGUGCAAGAACUUCACUGAUGUGGACGUCUGCCGGAUUGUGAACACAUCCUUCUUCAGUAUCCAUAAGACCUGGGAAAAGAAAAUGAUGCGUGGACAGUGGACAAAGAAUCCAGACCCCUUGUUAAAUCACUCUGGGGGAUGUUUAAACAACAAAGCCACUUUUCUCCAAAACCCUCAGUACAUCUUUGAUGUGAAGAAGGUAGAGGACCAAGUGUUGAUCUCGCUACAGCAGAAGGACCAACGUAUUCACAAGAAAGAAGGUGCAGGAGCUAACCUUUUUAUUGGCUUUGAAAUCUUCAAGGUGGAAGAUAAUAGAGAAUAUCGCUUGCACCAGUUGAAAAUACAAGAGAGGAUAACUAACUUCAACUACAUUAGCAAUCGCAUUGUGUACUUGAAGGUGCUUCUCAAGCAAGGCCGAUACCUUUUGAUCCCAACCACCUUUGCCCCAAACAUUGAAGAAGAAUUUAUUCUGAGGCUCUUCACAGAUGUUCCAUCAGAACUUAGGGAGCUGAAGCUGAAUAAACCCAGGUUGACUUUUCUGGAUAUCCUGCUUGGUGUCCCUAAGAGGGUGUCCCUUGUUAAAGUCUACAGAGUAGAAGGACUCCAGAGUCAAGACAGUCAAGGGGAAGUCAACCCUUAUAUAAUUAUUAAGUGUGAGAACUGCAAGGUUCGGUCACCUGCCCAGAAAGGUACUGCGAAUCCUGUUUUCAACACCCAGGCUAUUUUCUACAAAAGCAAGAUUGACAGCCCUAUUAUUGUCCAGGUCUGGCACAACACCUUCCGUGACCGAUUCCUGGGAGAAGUCCGGCUGUCUGGGUCACCAAGCGACCCCCAGAAUCUUCAGAAGCACCAACUCCAUGGCAGAGGCCAGCAGGAAGCAGAAGAAGUUCCAGGUCAAAUCACCGUCAAGAUUCUUUCCAGUGAUGACCUGGUGGAGCUAUGAAUGUGGAGGCUGACGGACUCAGAAGGGGAGCUAUGCUUUGCACAUAGGUGUAUGUUGCUUUCAAAAUCCCUUCCUUGAUUUGUAAUCUCUGGAUUGCAAUUGGACAGUACAGAAAUCUGUGAAGAGAGACAGAUGGGGCAGGAUUGCCACUGAUGUGAUGACCUCCUCUCUCUUCCUCUCUCUCUCUCCAUACAUAGUUUACUCUCCUAAAUUGUAAUCAGUUGCAAACAAUGGGUUCACUCCUACCGUUGGGUGGAUCUACUAUUUUUGUUGUUGUUAUAGCUUUUCAGCCUUUUGGUUAAAAAAAAAAGGGAUGUUGUCACAGAGAUGGCCAGGUUAGUUUCCAAACCCAAUCCCCAAGUAAGCCUCACAUCAGUUGAGGAUUCUCAUUGGAAAUGGUCAGCUGAGUUCCCGUUGGGUUGACAUAUCAGCCCUAUGCUGUGUCCCAAAUCCUGCCAGGACUCCUGAGAAGAGAGAGAACCCAUUCUCUUUCCUGCUUCUUCAGAAUCAAGGUGGCCAUCCAAGGAGAUGCUCUAUCUGACGUGCAGGAUGAGCCAUCCCAUGACGAGAGGCCUAACGUUCCAGAAUGGCUUAAAUAUGCCCUUUGCGUUUGGGAAGUCUAGCAAAUGAGUAGCUUGCCUAUCUUGCACGUGAGCCAAAAAAAAUCACAUAACAGACAACUGUUCUCCAACAGUCACCAUUUCUUCCUGAUGUGUAUGUAGGACAAUCGUUCACUGGACCUGCUCUGGCAUUGGUUCCUCCAGUAGAAAUAGCCCUUGAGGAGAGCAUCACUCCAAACAUUCCUGCUGGUGGGAAGAGAGGCAGAGAGAGAUGAGGGCUUUCUUUGGGUGCCCCUCAAAAGCCUUGUCCCCUCACAUUCCAGAGGGUUCCUCAACAUCUAGAGCACAUUUGCAGGGAGACAUAAAAGGGUUGGGCGGGUGGAGAGGGAAAGGACACAUUUACAUACAUUUAACUGCUGCCUGAAGAAUUCUCCUCCAUUCAAAGUCUGCACUAGAGGGAAGGCGUCCUGUUGUUGACAAGACAUUUAUGAUGGAUCCAAGCCAACGCACCGAAAAUAAUACCUGUACGCUGCACUUUUGCUCCUGUCAGAGCGAGGCUCUAUAUUGAAUACAUGUAAUAUAUUUAAAUAUAUAGAAUAUAUUUAAUAAAUGUAUUAAAUAUCAGGAAUAAUAUAUUCUACUAUUAACAUCCUCUAUAUGAGUAAUAGCAAUAGGCAUUUAUAUUGCACUUUUUAUAAGCACAAAGCACAUAUAUUAUGUCAACAAUUCUUAUUGGAGAUGGUAUAACAAAUGCACUUCUGUCUGUGUUAUUUAUGCCCAUACUGCAGAGGGAAGAAAGGGAAGACUGAGGCUGCCUGCUAAGGAAGUAUUGUUUGUUUUGAAACAGACACACAGUAAAAUCUUGAAACUGAAUCCAGUGUUGGUCCCUUCCUAUAUGGUUGAUGGUGGCAUUUGGGCUUAGAUUAGCAGGGCAUCUGUUCAAAGGAUGCUGUGAUGGAAUCUCAAUUUUUGUAACAGCUAGUUGGCAUUUCCCUCCUCCAGAGCUCCCCUGUGACUUCAUUGGGAGUUAAUGCUCUAUAUUUAAGGAAUCUCCCUUCUAGCAUGUCUGUUUUAGUUAAGCUAUCAACACACUUGGAGUGUUUUGAAAUACAGUGUCAAACUCCCCUUGAGAUUAUUCUCCUGGGGUCUUAGUCACACAGUAGUAAUUUUUAAAUCAU
Molecule: messenger RNA, 3799 nt
Organism: Candoia aspera
Lineage: Eukaryota; Metazoa; Chordata; Lepidosauria; Squamata; Candoiidae
Gene: CAPN6
Product: calpain 6
Exons: 13
Coding region: 130-2061 (643 amino acids)
Biological process (GO): proteolysis
Cellular component (GO): cytoplasm
Molecular function (GO): calcium-dependent cysteine-type endopeptidase activity
Source: RefSeq, a predicted model, not a curated record